This is a messenger RNA of Pseudogymnoascus destructans, 339 nucleotides long. RefSeq lists its product as uncharacterized. NCBI's taxonomy places the organism in Eukaryota, Fungi, Ascomycota, Leotiomycetes, Thelebolales, Thelebolaceae. The record is from RefSeq and is a predicted model, not a curated record. The coding region runs from base 1 to 339 and encodes 112 amino acids. Gene Ontology annotation, molecular function: hydrolase activity. The transcript has 3 exons.
AUGCAACGCUAUGAUUACGUCGUGCGCAACUUGAAGGGCGAGGGGCUUCUGGAUUCGGGAUACCUAGCUCAUCCAUCCUUUAUUACGACCGACGAGUUCCUCGCUAUCACAAAGCCUGUGUCCAUCGCUGCAUCUGAAAUCGACAGCAUCUUCACCCAGAAGAACCGCUACGACGCCGAGAAGAUCUUGAUUGACCUGAAGAUCCCAUUCCAGAUCAACGUCUACGGAGGCGUCGACCAUGGCUUUGCGCUGAGGGCUGAUAUGAGCGUGCAGAAGAACCUUUACGCCAUGGAGGAUGCGUUCAAGCAGGCUGUUACCUGGUUUGAGAACUGGUUGUGA